GUCACCUUCGAUGAAUUACAAUGACAGAAAACAGCUGUUGUUCAUUUUCGACACUUUUUAUGGUUGUCUUGCUAUCUGCUCAGGCUUUAUCAGCACAUACAAUGACUGAAGUAAAUCCUAGAAUCCCAGAUUUACAGGACACAUUCACUCCUUUUGGUGUACCGCUAUCUGGAGUAUAUAAACGAAGUUAUGCUUAUGUAUCGAUCAAGGAUAGAAUGCCAGUGAUAUUAACAAAAAUUAUUGAUACUUUCUGUCAAAAAAAGAACGAAAUUAUAUAUCGAUAUGGCCAGGACGCAGCAAAAGAUAUCAAGGAUAUCAUAGGAUUUAUAAGUCAAUUAAAAAAUGAAAUUGUUACUAACAAAACUUUGAAACCUAUGCGUUUAAAUACCAAGGCAAUGAUUAAUGAUGCAGAAGAAUGGAAUAUAUAUUUGGAGAACAAGACACACAUAGAAGGUGAAAUACCUACAUGGUUCAAUACGACAUGGUUAUACUGUGAAACCUACAUGUAUCGUGUAUUAGCUCAAGAAAUUAGUUUAACGAACAGCAUACAAAGUUAUGAUCCAUUUGAACACAUAAAGCAAGCUGUUUUUAUUAACUUCAUUGAUUCUAUGGAUAUCCUUGCCUCGUAUGUGAAUGAUAUAGUAAAUAACAAAGAAUACAAUGAGGAAAGUUCAAAGAAUAAUUUUUUGAAAUUACUAAAAUUGAGCUUAUGGAGUAACAGGGUUGAUUUAUCUGCAAGUGCAGGAUCUGUUCAAAGUCAGACUGAUAAUCCAUUGAAUAUGGUGGACUCUUUGGAUGAAAAUAUAUUAGUAAACAAUUGGGAACUUGUAUGGAAUAUCAUAAAGAAGAAGACAGAUAAAAAUGUUGAUAAUAUUCAUAUAGUGCUUGAUAAUGCAGGAUAUGAACUCUUCACUGACUUGUGUUUAGCAGCCUUUUUGGCUACCAUUGCACCUGAAAUUAAAAUAACAUUUUAUGUAAAGCGAUUCCCAUGGUAUGUGAGUGACACGACGAUUCAAGAUUUCCACUGGACAUUAGAUCACUUGAAUAGUUUAGAUAAUUACCCAAAUUUGAAAUUACUGAGUAAGAUGUUCGAGAAUCUUUUGGACCGUGAAACUUGGUGUGUUAAGGAAGAGCCCUAUUGGACAGGACCAUAUGAUUUUAGGCAAAUGAAAGAAAAAAACCAAAAGUUAUAUGCCCAAUUUUCCAAUGCUAAAUUAGUAAUAUUUAAGGGUGACUUAAAUUAUAGAAAACUUCUAAGUGACAUUAAUUUUGAAUACAACACAAGUUUUGCAACUGCAUUGGGAGAUUUUCGACCCACAAAUAUCUUAAGCUUGCGUACUUUAAAAGCUGACAUUUGUGUUGGAUUACCACAAGGUAUGGCUGAAUCAUUAUUCGAAAAAAUAAAUUGGUUGAUAAGUGGAGAUUAUGGUCUCAUUCAACUCGCUGUUAAUUCUGAUGUACCUGAAGAAUUAUAGAUUUUUUAAAGCGCAAAUAAAAUAAUAAAAUUCGAAUUCUAA
Messenger RNA from Nylanderia fulva, 1517 nucleotides. RefSeq names its product damage-control phosphatase 1. The record is from RefSeq and is a predicted model, not a curated record. Gene Ontology annotation, biological process: DNA damage response. Gene Ontology annotation, cellular component: nucleus. Gene Ontology annotation, molecular function: phosphatase activity. NCBI's taxonomy places the organism in Eukaryota, Metazoa, Arthropoda, Insecta, Hymenoptera, Formicidae.